Messenger RNA from Glycine soja, 1880 nucleotides. Its product is annotated as UDP-glucose 6-dehydrogenase 1-like. Gene Ontology annotation, molecular function: NAD binding; UDP-glucose 6-dehydrogenase activity. Gene Ontology annotation, biological process: glycosaminoglycan biosynthetic process. NCBI's taxonomy places the organism in Eukaryota, Viridiplantae, Streptophyta, Magnoliopsida, Fabales, Fabaceae. The record is from RefSeq and is a predicted model, not a curated record. Gene Ontology annotation, cellular component: nucleus; cytosol. The transcript is spliced from 2 exons. The coding region runs from base 136 to 1578 and encodes 480 amino acids.
UUUAUAAUAAGCUUUGCUGGCACUUCUCCCACAUAAUAAACUUUUUUUCUCUCUUUCUCUUUGUUCUUCUACCUUAUUUUCUUUCCCUAGUCAAGGAGAUUCAUCUCUGCAGCAGGUUGUUUUAGAAAAGAAAAAAUGCUGAAGAUUUGCUGCAUUGGGGCUGGAUAUGUGGGGGGUCCAACAAUGGCAGUCAUUGCACUGAAAUGCCCCUCAAUUGAAGUGGCUGUUGUUGACAUCUCUAAAUCCAGGAUUGCAGCAUGGAACAGUGACCAGCUCCCUAUCUAUGAGCCAGGCCUUGAUGAUGUGGUGAAGCAAUGUCGUGGCAAGAACCUUUUCUUCAGCACUGAUGUUGAGAAACAUGUCUAUGAGGCCGACAUAGUGUUCGUCUCCGUCAACACCCCGACAAAAACUCGUGGUCUUGGAGCCGGAAAGGCUGCAGAUUUGACUUACUGGGAGAGUGCAGCACGCAUGAUUGCUGAUGUCUCCAAGAGUGACAAGAUUGUGGUGGAGAAAUCCACUGUCCCUGUGAAAACUGCUGAGGCCAUAGAGAAGAUUUUGACUCACAAUGGAAAGGGAAUCAAGUUCCAAAUCCUUUCAAACCCUGAAUUCCUUGCUGAGGGAACUGCAAUCCAAGAUCUUUUCAACCCGGAUCGAGUCCUAAUUGGAGGCAGGGAGACCCCAGAAGGCCAAAAAGCAAUUCAAACAUUGAAAAAUGUGUAUGCUCAUUGGGUUCCUGAGAAGAAAAUUCUAACCACAAACCUCUGGUCUGCUGAGCUAUCCAAGCUUGCUGCUAAUGCCUUUUUGGCACAGAGAAUUUCAUCUGUGAAUGCUAUGUCAGCACUUUGUGAGGCCACUGGGGCAAAUGUCACACAAGUUUCCUAUGCUGUUGGCACAGACACAAGGAUUGGACCGAAAUUCCUCAAUGCUAGUGUUGGUUUUGGUGGAUCCUGCUUCCAGAAGGACAUCUUGAACCUUGUCUACAUCUGUGAAUGUAAUGGCCUUCCAGAGGUGGCUGAGUACUGGAAACAAGUGAUCAAGGUCAAUGAUUAUCAGAAGAGCCGGUUCGUGAACCGCGUGGUUUCGUCAAUGUUUAACACUGUUGCAACCAAAAAGAUAGCAAUUCUUGGGUUUGCAUUCAAGAAGGACACUGGUGACACAAGGGAGACACCAGCCAUUGAUGUGUGCAAGGGACUACUCGGCGACAAGGCGCGCCUAAGCAUAUAUGAUCCACAGGUCACUGAGGACCAAAUUCAGAGGGAUUUAUGGAUGAACAAGUUUGAUUGGGACCACCCUAUUCACUUGCAGCCAACUAGUCCUACAACUGAGAAGAAAGUUAGUGUGGUUUGGGAUGCUUAUGAGGCAACAAAGGAUGCAGAUGGUGUUUGCAUUCUAACUGAGUGGGAUGAGUUCAAGAGUCUUGAUUAUCAGAAGGUGUAUGACAACAUGAGAAAACCAGCAUUUGUUUUUGAUGGAAGGAACAUUGUGGAUGUGGAGAAGCUACGUGAGAUUGGUUUCAUUGUGUACUCAAUUGGCAAGCCAUUGGAUCCAUGGCUCAAGGACAUGCCAGCUGUGGCAUAAGAGAGACAUUUCAUCUCAAGGAUUUUGAGGCAUUAUUCAGUUUGGUUCAAUUUUAUUACUACUGGCAAUUGUUUUUUGGAACAAUUUUCUUGGUUGCCAUUUUUCACUUUCCCAUAAUAGUUGGCAUAAAUGAGUAUAAAUUUUGGGAAAGUAGGAGGUCAUAUGUUUUGGGUUUCCUUGUACUGCAAGUCAUCACUACUAUUUGGAUGUUUUGAGUUUAUAAGGAUUUUUUUAUUUUAUUUGAUUAGUAUGGUGUUACUAUCAGUUUGAUGAAUGAAUUGGAAAUUCCAGCAUGAGGAAAA